GAACAAAUCAAAAUGGAGUCGCUACACAACCUUGUCCGAAUUUCUCUUCCUAAUUAUCUUAAGAAUUUGCCUAUUCCAGAUUCUUUUGCUGGUUUAUUUAAACUCAAUGCAUCUGAGAUCAUAAAGCUACUUCCAUUUUUGGGAAUUGUGUCUUUUUCCGUCUACAUUACCUAUAAGGUAACUUGUCCUGCUGCUAAUAGACGUUCCACGAAAACUCUAAAAUGUAACCCAUCAAUAUGUAAGGAGAAAGAAAAGGUUGUAGAUUUCGUUGAAAUUGAAGAAAUUUGUAAGAAAGUUUCAUAUUGCCGAUGUUGGAGAUCAAAGAAGUUCCCCUUAUGCGAUGGAUCUCACAAUGCACAUAAUAAAGAAACUGGGGAUAAUGUUGGACCUUUAGUCUUAAAGGUUGCUGAAUAA
Molecule: messenger RNA, 414 nt
Organism: Dimorphilus gyrociliatus
Lineage: Eukaryota; Metazoa; Annelida; Polychaeta; Dinophilidae
Source: the annotation of a GenBank genome assembly